Messenger RNA from Chironomus riparius, 2549 nucleotides. Lineage: Eukaryota; Metazoa; Arthropoda; Insecta; Diptera; Chironomidae. The record is from the annotation of a GenBank genome assembly.
AGCAAAAGAAGAAACAGAUUUUUUUUUUGUGAAUGAGGAAAAAAAAGUUUUGUGAAUGCCGCAGUUGAAUUUUCAUCUCGCAUCAGAUAAGUCGUGAAAAACUAGAGUUGAUUGAGAGAAAAGUCGAGACGAUCGUGGAGAAGCAAAAGUGAAAUUGAAAGUGAAAUUUUUUUUGAUACCUUAAAAAAACAAUCAGACGAAAAUUUCUUAAUCGACGAUAAAUGAAUUAAUAUAAAAAUAGUAAGAAUAAGAAGUCUGGAGGAAAUUAAUUCCCUAUUUUUCUUUUUUUGUGAACCCGAAACGUACAAUUUUUCACAAUCGAAAGUGUGAAGUGAUAUUAGACAGAAAGUGUGAAGAAAAUUUUCCCGCCGCACGUACAUGGCGCAAACAGGAAAAAAUAAUCUAUAACAUAAAAAGAUCUCUUUUCUGAACUCUCUCACUCUCGGCUGACUUGAAUGAGAAUCCAAAAGAAAAAAGAAAAUUAUAGUAAUUCCUCGACUUAAUCUUUGCCACCUAUUGAAAGCUUAAGUACGAUCUCGCGUGGCCAUUGAAUUAUUAUUUUGGAUAUUAUGAAGCAUUAAAAAAAAUCUCUUGUUGAAAAUCCACCGCACGCGGUACUAUUUGAGUGUGAAUUAGAAAAUCAACACGAGUCGCGAGGUCUGAAGUGUAAAAAAAUGAAUAAUUGAAAGUGGUGGCAAAUUAAUAAAUAUUCAGAUGAUUUGUACUGCAAAAGUAAUGUUGUGAUAAAGACGAGAACAUAUGUAAAGACAAACACAAUCUAUCUGGGGAGCAAUCAUUAGAACGAUAUUGAAAGUGUGAAACAAUAAGGUGAUGAUCACCAUUUAACCGUGAACAUACUGACUUGCAAUGCUUAUAUUUCGUACAAGUGUGAAAAUAUUCUUCAAAUAAAUAUAUCGGCAAAGUGCUUUAGACUUUGAAAGGAUUGUUUCAAUAAACAACACUGCUUGAUACUUUUUUUCCGCACAAUUUUACUUAAUUAUUGGAGAUUAGAAUUGAAAGAUGAGUCACGGUCAUAUGCAGCAGUUGAAUGAUGGUGCAAUGAACAUGAACAUUCAUCAUCAUCAUGCAAAUAAUGUGAAUGAUCAUUACGAUAAUGUUUUGAAUUUAAACUUAAAUAAUGAGUAUCAUCAUUAUGGUUCUGAUUAUUGGAACUCAUCUUAUAAAAAUGGAUCUACACCGAUGAAGGAAAUGGAAGCAUGUCUACAGAAUGCCGACAAAGAGAGAAAUUCGUACAAGCCACUUGAACAAUUGGACCAAAUCAAAUUGACAGACAUCAGUGAGCAGUCACCGCAUCAAAUUCAACAGGCGACAUCAGCAUCACAUGGUGAUAUUAGUGGCAACAAAGUGAAUGGAAAUGACUUAAAUAAAGGCAUGACUCAGAAGCCAAAGUGCAAUAAAAAGGGUGAUAAUGAGAAGCAGCAACUUCCAUUCCACUCAUCACUCCUUAAUGCUAAUGUGAUUCUUGAAGCUAAGCCACUUUGGGAUAAAUUUCAUGAACAAGGAACUGAAAUGAUUGUGACGAAAGCCGGUCGACGAAUGUUUCCAACCUUUCAAGUUCGCGUUGUUGGACUUGAUCCACAAAUUAGUUACAUGAUGAUGAUGGAUUUCGUUCCUGUCGAUGACAAACGCUACAGAUAUGCAUUUCACACAUCGUCAUGGGUCGUUGCUGGCAAAGCAGAUCCAAUUUCACCGCCUCGAAUUCACGUACAUCCAGAUUCACCUGCAUCAGGUGCGACAUGGAUGAAACAAACAAUAUCAUUUGAUAAAUUAAAACUCACAAAUAAUCAGCUAGAUGAUCAUGGACAUAUUAUUUUAAAUUCAAUGCACAGAUACCAGCCUCGUUUUCAUAUCGUGUAUUUACCGCAGAAUGGCAUAAAGGAAGAGCGUGAAUUUAUGAAUUUUCGUGCCUUCGUUUUCCCUGAAACGUCAUUCACUGCUGUGACUGCUUAUCAGAAUCAACGCGUGACACAGUUGAAGAUCGUAUCAAAUCCAUUUGCUAAGGGAUUCAGGGAUAAUGACACUAAUGAUGAUUCACAAGAUCAACGACUGACAACAGCAGUAGCGGCAUCAUCAGAACGAUUGAAAAGUGAUCGCGCCAACAAUAACAAUAUUAGUAGCAAUAGCAAAAAAGAUGACUUGUCAAUCACAAGUUUGACUUCAUCUCAACUCCAGACGACAUCACCGCAGCCAGCAUAUGCAAUAAAUCCACAAAAUAACUUUGUAGCCUCACAUAUGUUGGGCCAGACGUAUGGGACAGAAAACAGUAAUUUUGGACCAAUUUAUCAUCAUCAUCACAAUGCACAUCCGUACGCGAAUCCUUAUGAUAAAUAUAAGGUACCAACACCAGCUACCCCAAAUGUUUAUGGAAGUCAUUAUCAAGGAUUUUAUGGACAUCAAAUGACUCGCGUGGAUUAUAUACCAAGAUAGAUUUAAGACUAAUAUUUAUUGGCAAUAAAAUAUAUUUUUCGAUAAUUUUAAUAACUUAGCUAAUACUUAAUAAACUUAAUUUUAUUUUGAGAAUUAUUUAA